CUCAGCGGAAGCCGAGCGCCAAACUCAAAUUUUAGCAGGACCCGGACGCCUUUCGGCUAGUUCCGCGGGCUGGGCCUGCUGGACUUUUCCGCUCACUGGCACGGGCAGCGGUCCAACAUGAGCCAGGUUCUGUUUCAGGAACUAGUCCCGCUGCAGGUGAAAUGCAAAGACUGCGAGGAGAGGAGAGUAAGUGUUAGAGUGAGCAUUGAACUACAAUCAGUUUCUAAUCCAGUUCACAGAAAGGAUUUAGUUAUCCGUCUGACUGAUGAUACCGAUCCAUUUUUUCUGUAUAACCUUGUUAUAUCUGAGGAAGAUUUUCAGAGUUUAAAAUUCCAACAAGGCCUUCUGGUAGACUUCUUAGCUUUCCCACAAAAAUUUAUAGAUCUUCUUCAGCAAUGUACUCAAGAACAUGCCAAAGAAAUUCCAAGGUUUUUGCUGCAGUUAGUUUCUCCAGCACCUAUUUUGGAUAACUCACCUGCCUUUUUAAAUGUGGUAGAGACAAAUCCUUUUAAGCAUCUUACACACCUCUCACUAAAACUUUUACCUGGAAAUGAUGUGGAAAUAAAGAAGUUUUUAGCCAGCUGUUUGAAAAGUAGCAAGGAAGAAAAAUUAUCAUUGAUGCAAUCACUAGAUGAUGUUACUAGGCAACUGAAAUUCACACAAAAGACCUUAUCAGAAAAAGUGCAAGAAUUAGAUAAGUUACAGAAUGAAUGGGCAUCACACACGGCUGCAUUGUCAAAUAAACAUUCCCAGGAACUAACAAAUGAGAAAGAAAAGGCCUUGCAGGCACAGGUACAAUGUCAACAGCAGCAUGAACAACAGAAGAAAGAUUUAGAAAUCCUCCAUCAACGAAACAUCCAGCAGCUACAAAACAAAUUAUCUGAGUUAGAAGCGGCUAAUAAGGACCUAAUGGAAAGAAAAUAUAAAGGAGACUCUACCAUCAGAGAACUGAAAACAAAACUCUCUGGUGUUGAAGAGGAGCUCCAGCGGGCUAAGCAAGAAGUCCUCUCUUUGCGAAGAGAAAAUUCUACCCUAGAUGCUGAAUGCCAUGAAAAAGAAAAGCAUAUUAAUCAGCUACAAACAAAAGUGGCUGUUUUAGAACAGGAAAUCAAGGAUAAGGACCAGCUUGUUUUAAGAACAAAAGAAGCAUUUGAUACAAUCCAGGAACAAAAGGUGGCUUUAGAAGAAAAUGGUGAGAAAAAUCAGGUACAACUAGGAAAACUUGAAGCUACAAUAAAAUCAUUAUCAGCGGAACUUCUUAAGGCAAAUGAAAUUAUCAAGAAGUUGCAGGGAGAUCUGAAAACUUUAAUGGGUAAAUUGAAACUGAAGAAUACAGUAACUAUUCAGCAAGAGAAACUCUUAGCUGAGAAGGAAGAAAAAUUACAAAAGGAACAAAAGGAAUUACAAGAUGUUGGACAGUCUCUCCGAAUUAAAGAGCAAGAGGUAUGCAAAUUACAAGAACAAUUAGAAGCUACAGUUCAAAAACUUGAAGAAAGCAAACAGCUUCUAAAAAAUAAUGAAAAGUUAAUCACAUGGUUAAAUAAAGAACUAAAUGAAAAUCAGCUAGUGAGAAAGCAAGAUGUAUUGGGACCAUCCACCACUCCGCCUGUACAUUCGAGCAGCAACGCAAUCAGAAGUGGGAUUUCUCCUAAUUCUAAUGUGGUUGAUGGUAGACUUACUUACCCAGCCUGUGGGAUUGGUUAUCCUGUCUCCUCUGCAUUUGCAUUCCAGAAUACCUUUCCUCAUCCUAUAUCUGCCAAAAAUAACAUCCAUCCAGUUUCAGGACCAAAGGUGCAGUUUAACUUGCAGUUUACAAAACCAAAUACGUCACUAGGAGAUGUUCAAACAGGAACAACUAUUAGUAUGCCUUGCUCAACUGAUAAGGAAAAUGGUGCAAAUUUCGGGCUGGAAUCCAAAUAUCUGAAGAAAAGGGAAGAUAGCAUUCCUUUACGUGGACUCAGCCAAAAUCUGUUCAGUAAUCCAGACCAUCAGAAAGAUGGCACUUUCGGAGCAGUACAGACAUCUUCAAAGCCCCCUGUGCUCCCUUCUGCACCGUCAGCCUAUUUCCCUGGGCAGUUAGCGAACAGUUGAUGCUAGUGUGACCUUUUACUUUUUAUUGAAAUUUUAGAAAUUCACAGGGUUUAAAAAUAUAUGAACAGCAUAGAUCAAAUCCUAAGCCAAGCAAGUUUCCAAGGUUACUUGAGCUUAACGUAUUAGAUCGUUUGGAUCCUUUUUAAAGGACCGCUGUCUUUUAUGGCAAGCUAGAGGAGCCCAUGGGGGAUUCUGAGUGAGGAUUCUGAGUAAAUGACACUUUGUAGUGUGUGAACACGGUGUUUUAUAGAAUAGUAUGAAUUUUAAACGAAUCCUUAGAAAUUCUCAGAAGUUCCAAGGAAAGAGUUGGUCCUUUUAAGGGACAUUCUAGUUCUAUUGAGUAUCUGGGUAAAUGAAAACCUGCUCAGACAGAAUAUGAAACCAAAGAAUGUUAAUAAUUCAUUUUAUUUUCAUUGGUAAAAUAAAAGUUUUGACACCUGAGAAUUAUGAGGGAAAAUGAUUAUCUCCAAAGAUAACCUAUAUUAUUGAUGUUUAUAGUAAAGGGAAAAGUCCUAAAAUUACCUUAAAUGAAUGAAAAUAAAUCCUUCAUAGCAAAUAUUUUCCUUGCAACCUCUUUAAAUUA
Molecule: messenger RNA, 2674 nt
Organism: Herpailurus yagouaroundi (jaguarundi)
Lineage: Eukaryota; Metazoa; Chordata; Mammalia; Carnivora; Felidae
Gene: SASS6
Product: SAS-6 centriolar assembly protein
Exons: 17
Coding region: 118-2091 (657 amino acids)
Biological process (GO): centriole replication; spermatogenesis
Cellular component (GO): centrosome; centriole
Source: RefSeq, a predicted model, not a curated record